Papaver somniferum (opium poppy) is the source of this 571-nucleotide messenger RNA. RefSeq lists its product as uncharacterized. The record is from RefSeq and is a predicted model, not a curated record. The coding region runs from base 74 to 571 and encodes 165 amino acids. Lineage: Eukaryota; Viridiplantae; Streptophyta; Magnoliopsida; Ranunculales; Papaveraceae. The transcript has 3 exons.
GUAUGAUUGCAAAUCCUAAUUUCGUUUUUCUGAGUUGAAUUAGGGGGUUUCUCUUAGGGUUGGGGAGCUGAAGAUGAAGAAGAAUAACGGGAAGAACAAGCAGCAGAUAUGUGAUCAUACAUAUUAUCCAUAUAGAGAUAUCAGUGUGUUUGUUGUGAAUAGUAAACUUAAUUUGCUAUUCCCUCACAUGGAUAGAGAUAGAAUUGACCUUAAGGAAUUUGAGCAGAUGUUGCGUGUUAAGUUGCAUCUUGAUGAAACAGAAAUUCCAAAUUUAUAUUGGACCAUAGACCCAUGUCUGCCUGAGUAUUUGGUUACAAAUGAAGACUUGUUUAAGUUUUGGGAGCAUGCUGUACCUGAUGAUAAAGGCUUCGUAUGUUUACAAAUGAGUGUAAUUAAUUCAGAAUUUAGGAAUGAUAAUGACUUCAUUAAGACUGCAAUGGAACAACCAGUAGUAACAAUUGAUGAGACUCCUAAGAAGGCACCUAAGAGGAUUGCUAAGAAGCCAGUUUCUGGGAAAUUGACUAAUGAAGAGUUUGGGAUCUUCAUUAGUAUAUAUAGAGCUUCAAGAUGA